Phoenix dactylifera (date palm) is the source of this 867-nucleotide messenger RNA. Lineage: Eukaryota; Viridiplantae; Streptophyta; Magnoliopsida; Arecales; Arecaceae. The record is from RefSeq and is a predicted model, not a curated record.
AUGGCCUCUGGCUCUGGAAUCCAGAUACCAGUUCUCAUCCUUCUGCUCUUCUCAUUCCCGGCUAUCAUCCAUGGCUGGGGAACAGAUGGCCACUUGACUGUGUGCCAGAUAGCACAGGAACGUCUAACUAAUGCUGCGGCGGCAGCAGUGAAGGAACUGCUUCCAAGCUAUGCUGAUAACGAUCUAAGCAGCCUUUGCUCGUGGGCAGACAGGAUUAAGUUCCGCUACCGGUGGUCAUCGGAACUUCACUACAUUAACACACCAUACGUCUGCAAUUACAACUUCAACAGAGACUGUAAGGAUAAAAAUGGGGAGAAAGGCAGAUGUGUUUCAGGAGCAAUCACAAAUUACACCAAUCAGCUUCUCACCUAUGGAAACUCUUCUGCUGAUAGUUCCUAUAAUCUCACAGAAGCACUUCUAUUCCUCUCUCACUUCAUGGGAGACAUCCAUCAGCCACUACAUGUAGGUUUUGCCUCAGAUAAGGGAGGAAAUACUAUUGACGUCCAUUGGUACAGAAGGAAAACAGUGGUCCAUCAUGCGUGGGAUGAUAACAUUAUUGAGACGGCAGAAGAUCAAUUCUACGAGUCCAACGUGGAAGAUUUUGUCGAUGCAAUCAAAAAAAAUAUAACGGGAGACUGGUCUUAUCAAGUUCGGAAAUGGGAAAAAUGCUCCAAUAACGGCGUUGCAUGCCCGGAUAUAUAUGCAUCUGAAGGCAUCACUGCAGCAUGUGAUUCGGCAUACAAAGAUGUGAAAGAAGAUUCAGUGUUAGGAGAUGACUAUUUCCUCACCAGAUUGCCGGUGGUAAGCUUGCGGCUGGCUCAAGGAGGAGUUAGGCUAGCCGCAACACUCAACCGGAUUUUCGGAUGA